Molecule: messenger RNA, 2238 nt
Organism: Symbiodinium sp. CCMP2592
Lineage: Eukaryota; Dinophyceae; Suessiales; Symbiodiniaceae
Source: the annotation of a GenBank genome assembly
AUGGUUUUCUGCCAUGCUGUCCGAUUUUGGCACGGCAUGAGACUGCCGCAUUUCUCCGCCAACGCUGGCAUUGGAGUGCUUUCAUUGGUCCUGCUGCGAUUUGCAGCCGGUGCAGAUUCAGCGUUGCAUGCGCUCUUGAAGCAUCGUGUGGCAGCCAAAGACAAUGUCAGCAUGCUCCUAGCACAGCCGGUGAUUUCAGCGAAGGAGUGCAAGAAGACAGCACAAAGAGACCUGAAGAAGCUCUUGAAGUCAGCGCCCAUCGAAUGCCAGGAACAUCUGAGACAGUUCUAUUGCCAGUUGAUCGAAGAUUCGCAAUCAUUCAAUACUUGCGCGAACCUGUCGGACGAGCAAGGCUUGCAGUACUUUGAGUGCAUUGCGCGACCCAUUCAAGGACAAAAGGCUGCACGGACAGCGUUUGCUUCUGAUUGCGGUGUGGACAGCGUCGCCUCUUCCAGAAAAGGUACGAAGGCUUCAAGGAAGAUUCCCUGGAGGCUAGACGUGCCUGGCAAGCUGCGCAUCGCCUUUCUCAUCGUCGCUCACCGGGCCGUGAAAAACGUGCAACGCUUGUUGCAUCGCAUUUAUGACUCGAGCCAUGUCUACUUGAUCCACAUUGACCGCAAAUCUCCGGCCAUCAAAACUGAACUGGACCGCUUCGUGGCAGGCUCUCGACUCGCAGAGAGCGUGCAUACUUUUUCAGAAGUUGACGUGACAAAGGGCAGCAGCGAUCUGCUCCGGAUCAGCAUUCUGGGCCUAAGGUGGCUCCUAAAGCUGCGACCCACCAAAGGUGAAGAGUUGCCCUGGGAUUACUUCGUAAAGUUAAGUGAGUUUGAUUAUCCUGUGGCCCCACGCCAUGCAUUGCAGCAUUAUCUAUGGUUGCACAAGGGCCUGAACUUUGUGGGCUUGGAUGCUUGCUCCUCAUCUACCUGCGCGCGGCAUCUGGGCACUGCAUGCGCCGGAGCUACAUAUAGUUUCGUCUCAACGCUCAGAAUGCACAAGCCUCUUUCUUUUGGUAUGCAUUUUGCCCGUGGGAGCGAGUGGGUGGCCCUGACCUUCGACUUUGCCAAGUAUCUGAUUCUCGAAAUAGACAGGCCGUUCUCUGCCAUGCACGAAAUUUGGAAGGAUUGCCUUCUCUUGUACCAGCCGGACGAAGCUUUCUUCCAGACGGCUAUUCUCAACUCUCGGUUCUGCCGGCAUCACGUGAGUAUGACACUACACCAUAUCCCUGCAGUGCUGCUGGAACGGCAAACCCAUGGCACGCACGAUGAAAUAGGCACUCGCAGUCCCAAUGUGUUUUCCCGCGAAGACUUGGCUAGUCUCGUGGAUGCUCUGCAGCCUAGGUUUUUUGCAAGGAAGUUUCUCGACGUAACAGUCGAGCCCACAUCUGAGCUAUGCCGCCGACUGGACGACUUCAAUCAAGAGAGGGAGCUAAACACAGGGAAGCCGACAUGGCAAGGCUUUCUGCAUUGGUUAGAGGAUAACUUCACGAUGUGGGCUCAGCUAGAAGGGCUAACACUUGGGCAGAACUGGACGUGUCCAGCCGGUGCGAUGGGCGAGUCAUGCGAUGAAGUGCGCAUCCACUUGCUGGGUCGGCUGGGGUCUGGCAAGUCAGCUAUGGCACCCGCUCGGGCCGGCAGGUGGUCGCCAGAGACCUGGCUGCUGCAAAUUCGUGGAUCUCGUGACUUGACAGUUCUGCUUUCAGAGAGGUUUGCAGUGCCGAUGCCAGCACUGCAAAGCCUCGUCGGCACCAGCACCCUGGGGGUGGCUCUUUUGGCCACUAGGGUCGGGACAGGUUGGAGAGGGGAGCGAGGCGAGUUUGAUGGCCACGUCAGCGUAAUUCCGGUCACCAGCCAUUCUGCACGAGACAUCCAUCUUGCUAUUUACUGGGGUCCAAUCGUGCCGAACGCAGACACCGAUAUUCAGGCAGCGGUGGACUGGAUGACACCUGAUGGUACAAAGUGUGGUCAGACGAAGGUGCAGCUGUCGAAAGAGUCUCACCUGUCCGGGUCCCCCCUUGGCGUGGUCAUGCCGCAUGCCUGCGCCCGCAUGGCGAGACCGGGGACAUGGGCAACCAGAACACGACUGCAGGGUGCAACCGGCAAGACAUCGAGCGCUGAGUUCGAAUUGCGUGAGUUUGCUGUGUACGCCAGCUUUGAGGACUUGACUGUUGUGCAGAUGCAACGCUUUUUCGGGCUACAGCUCCUUCACAAGCCCGAGGAUCCACAGCAUGAACUGGUCUGA